This is a messenger RNA of Pestalotiopsis fici W106-1, 618 nucleotides long. RefSeq lists its product as uncharacterized. The transcript has a single exon. The record is from RefSeq and is a predicted model, not a curated record. NCBI's taxonomy places the organism in Eukaryota, Fungi, Ascomycota, Sordariomycetes, Amphisphaeriales, Sporocadaceae. Bases 1 to 618 code for a protein of 205 amino acids.
AUGCCGUCAACUCCAUCUCGAUCUGGCAGCGGCGACAGCGCCAAAUCUGCUGGCGGCAGCACAAGAGACCGCGAGCUAUCCGUCAACUUCUACAGUCCCGAGAACGGUCACUGGGCCGCUUAUGUGCGCACCAAGGGAGCAGACGAUGGGACGAUGUACCAUGUCCGGAGCGAUGCUCAAAAGGACCAAGACCAGUUUUACUAUGAUGAGAAACGACAGGUUUUUCAUUCUCCAUCCUUGUAUGGAAGCUCUGUGGUUGGAAAGCUCUCCUCAGGCGAAGCGGCCAUGGCAGGGGCAUCAAUCAGAAGCUAUGCCAGCGAUGAAAGAAACAUCCCCAGAGUCAGCCGCGGAACCAAUUGCCAGAACUUUGUGGGCGGGGCGCUGGGUCGCCUCGAGCAAGACGGGCUGUUGAAAACGGGGCAAAGCCAGUACUUCUCACAGCAAGUUGGUCGGCGUGGUGAGGAUAUCGGAAAGGAUCUGCAGCGAACUGGACGCCAUUUUGCCUUGGCCCAGAAAAUUAAGCCUCAGGGACCCCCAGCCGCCAGGUUUGCCGAGCAAGAAACAAGGCGCGCCCCAAAAAAGCUGAAUAUGAGUGCCUACAGUCAUCUCAGUCAGUGA